AUGCCAUACGAAGGCUCAAAGAAUAGUGUUCUACCACAAGAAGACCGGUCGCAAAGCCCACAAACGACUCACGACGAAGACACGUCCCUCUGCCUCAUUUCAGGACCCACCGAUCCGAAAGCCCCUGCCCCAGAAUUCUACGCAUUUCUAGAACAAUUCGAAGGCUACCCAGGUGGUCCAUUCGUCUAUGGAAGACCAGUCGCAUUUCACACCGGAACAGACCGCGUAAACUGGACCCCCUACCUACUUGACGCAAACGAGAUGAGUACAUUUGCCGAGUUCUGGAAAGGAAAGAAGCAUGGUAAACGAACAUGGCUCGGACUGUUCACGACGAUAGUGGAAAGCACGGUGGCUGCCAACUGGUGGGACCAGGUGUGGCACUGCUGGGGAGUUGCAGUCAUUACGGGCAGCAAAGGCAGAGGCAAGCACCUGCUUAUCUACGACUGCGAUCCGGUGCCAGACGCGGCUUCAAAGCGACGAAGGGAUGUUCUACUCGGCUAUCAACAACGACUCGUGGCCUUUGCAGAAGCCCAGGCGACACUACUAGGAGUUUGGUACAACACCGACGACUCAGGCACAGGACAGAACCGAUGCGUCACACACACCUGCGAGUGGAUAAAAAGAAUGGUCAUGAGCGGCGAUAGACCGCUAGAAGACGACGACGAACGGAUUCAGAAUUACAUUAGGUUAGAUAGACGCUAG
Messenger RNA from Diplodia corticola, 702 nucleotides. RefSeq lists its product as uncharacterized. NCBI's taxonomy places the organism in Eukaryota, Fungi, Ascomycota, Dothideomycetes, Botryosphaeriales, Botryosphaeriaceae. The transcript has a single exon. The record is from RefSeq and is a predicted model, not a curated record. The coding region runs from base 1 to 702 and encodes 233 amino acids.